AUGGGGAACUGCCAAAACUGUUUGUAAUAAGAGUAAGAGCAAGUAGAAAUUCAAAUCAACAACCACACAGAGGAGGAAGUGUAAGCACCUUGUGAAUAACCUCCUUUAUUAAAUUUAGAUGUGAAAACUUGGUAAAAAGAUUCUUACAGUCUUUACGAUUAUGAGAAUAACACAUUUAUUCAUUCUCAGCAAAUCCCUAUUAAUGGCACUAGCUAUCUAACUUGCCAAGCUAAUAAAGUUUUAUAUAAUGAGGGGAGCUACUCCAAAAAUAAUGAUAACAGCGAUGAAAUACUCCUUCUUCCACUUGAAUAUGAUAACGAAUCAUUCCAAUUAGUAAAUUUACGCUACAGCAAGAGACUCUAAACUCAAGAACUUGCAGAAGACUAUCAAAAAGAAGAAGGAGAUAAACUUUUAUCUGAAAACCAAACCAUUCACGCUGACUUUCAAUUGAGUUUUAAUAUACAGAAAUUAAGAACUAACACUAAUCGGCCAUCGCCUAAGGGUUCCAAGAUCUGGUUGGUUACUAGAUCUAUUUAAACUAACAGCCUUAACGAAGGGUUGGUGCUCAAGAUUGGAGAUGUGAUUAAAUUAGGAAGAGUUAAAUUAACAAUUAAGGAAAUUCAAUUACACCAUGAAACUAAUUAAGAUUUAUUGAAUGAAGAAUCCAUCUGUUCAAUUGAAGAUAAAAAUGAAUUUACAAAACAAUGUCGAAUCUGUCUAUCUACGGGGGAAUCCACUCUAAAUCCAUUGAUUGAUCCCUGCAAAUGCAUUGGAAGUACUAAAUAUGUACAUAUCAAUUGCUUGCUUAAAUGGAUUCAGCAAAGCUCUCAUUUUAAUAGCAAUGCCUACUGUACUAGAUUUAUCUGGAAAUCUUUGGAAUGUGAAAUAUGUAAGUCUGUCUACCCUCCAGUUUUUGAGAGGAAUGGAAAAUAGUUCGACUUAAUUGAAUUAAGCAAACCUAAGGAUAAACCAUUCAUCAUCAUGGAAUUCCAAAAAAAGAGGCAAAAUGAAAGUCCUCAAUCAACUGAUAGUAAUGGAUUGUAUAUUGUGAAUUUCGGUUCAAAAAAAGAACUCAAAAUUGGGAGAAAUCAUGAAGUUGAAAUCAGUAUUGCUGAUAUCAGUGUUAGCAGAGAACACGCUCAUAUUAAAUUAGUUGAUAAUAAAAUUAUCUUAUCAGAUAAAAGAUCCAAAUUUGGAACUUUGGUACUCUUACAAAAAAAUAUCACCCUCGCUCCACAAUUAUCAGGAUUGGAAUUGCAAAUUAAACGUACUCUGAUUAAAUUGAAUAAUAAUUUAAUAUCUUAAACAAGUCAGAAACAAAGAGAUUUUGAAUUAUACUUAGGAAGAAAUGAAUGA
This is a messenger RNA of Paramecium tetraurelia, 1356 nucleotides long. RefSeq lists its product as uncharacterized. The record is from RefSeq and is a predicted model, not a curated record. Gene Ontology annotation, molecular function: zinc ion binding; protein binding. Lineage: Eukaryota; Ciliophora; Oligohymenophorea; Peniculida; Parameciidae. The transcript is spliced from 4 exons.